GCCUACGGAUGUCACAGCUCCGGGGUGGAGCCAAUGUAUUGCCUGACUCCUCUUCUGAGAAUCGCUCCUGCCCUAAGCUUCUGGUCUGGAGACUGAGGCUAGGAUUUACCAGCUCCGCAAGUGUCGUAAACUAGUCAUUCGUUAAACAGAGAGAAUAUUUUCUCUUUAGGGCUUUUAUGCUGCAUUGCCUUUUUCUGAUGAAGAUCUAAGUUGUAAUUAAAUUCCUUAAGAACAGUUGAAGCUCCUAUCGAUUGAAAUGGGCAUGUUCCACCCUCUGGUCACCGAGUUGCAAGGCUAUUUAAAUAUGAAUCGGUUAAAGAAGUGGAGCCUUAUGUAAGACAUGGAUAGAUGCAAACAUGUUGGGCGGCUACGACUUGCCCAGGACCAUUCUAUUCUGAACCCUCAGAAGUGGCACUGCAUGGACUGCAACACCACAGAAUCCAUCUGGGCUUGUCUGAAAUGCUCCCAUGUGGCCUGUGGAAGAUAUAUUGAGGACCAUGCACUUAAACACUUUGAAGAGACCAGGCACCCUUUGGCUAUGGAAGUUAAUGAUCUCUAUGUGUUUUGUUACCUUUGCGAAGACUAUGUAUUGAAUGAUAAUCCUGAGGGCGAUUUGAAAUUGUUAAGAAGUUCUCUGUCUGCCAUUAAAAGUCAGAAGCAUGACCCAUCAACACGAAGUGGUAGGACGCUGCGGUCAAUGGCUCUGGGGGAGGAUAUAUACAGCCAUCAGAGGGCCCCCCAGGGACAGCCCCAGAUGCUUACUGCUCUCUGGUACAGACGGCAAUCGUUGCUGGCAAAAGCACUGCGGACCUGGUUUGAUAAGAGUUCUAGAGGCCAGCUAAAACUAGAACAAAAGAAGCAAAUGGAAGAACUGGAGAGGAAAAAAGAAGUGGCCAGGCAGCGGCGUCAAGAGAUGAAACGGAGAUUGCUGGAAGAACUGGCAAACACUCCUCCAAGAAAAAGUGCUAGGCUUUUGUCGCACAUCCGCAGAGAGAAUCUGAUUCCUCGGAAAUUUAGAGAUAUGGAAGCAAGUUCCCCUACCUCAAGACGAAUGCAGAGUAGCAAAUUCAAACAGUUCUAUUCCAUCCGGCGUAAGCCCCUCGUGACUCCUGGUGUGACUGGACUAAAGAACCUAGGAAACACAUGCUACAUGAACUCUAUUCUUCAAGUAUUAAGUCACCUCCAGAAGUUUAGAGAAUGUUUUUUGACGCUGGACCUUUGUGAAACUGAAGAACUCUUAGCUAAGACAGUGAAUGGGAAGUCUAGAAUGUCUGGAAAGCUGGUCAAUGGGCCACCUGCUACUGAAUCAGGGAGGAAUGAUCAGCUGAGUUCGUAUGGCAGGCAGAGCCUGCCAGCUGGCUUAAAUGGCGGGUCCUCAAUAAGCAAAAGUUUAGAACUAAUACAGCCCAAGGAGCCCAGUUCAAAGCACAUCUCUCUCUGUCACGAACUGCACACGCUUUUUAGAGUCAUGUGGUCGGGGAAGUGGGCCUCGGUGUCUCCUUUUGCUAUGCUGCACUCUGUGUGGAGUCUGAUUCCAGCGUUUCGAGGUUAUGACCAGCAAGAUGCUCAGGAAUUUCUCUGUGAAUUGUUGGACAAAGUGCAGCAGGAGCUAGAAUCUGAAGGAACGAAACGCAGGAUCCUCAUCCCUUUCUCACAGAGGAAGCUCACCAAGCAGGUCCUGAAGGUGGUGAACACCAUUUUUCACGGGCAGCUACUCAGUCAGGUCACCUGUAUAACGUGUAACUAUAAGUCCAAUACUGUGGAACCCUUCUGGGAUCUUUCCCUGGAAUUUCCUGAACGCUAUCACUCCAUCAACAAAGGGAUUGUGCCUGUUAAUCAGACAGAGUGCAUGCUGACUGAAAUGUUGGCCAAAUUCACAGAAACAGAAGCUUUGGAAGGGAGGAUAUAUGCGUGUGACCAGUGCAACAGCAAACGACGGAAGUCUUCUCCCAAACCUCUUAUUCUAAGUGAAGCUAAAAAGCAGUUAAUGAUCUACAGACUACCUCAGGUCCUCCGGCUGCACCUUAAACGAUUCAGGUGGUCUGGACGUAAUCACCGUGAGAAGAUUGGGGUCCAUGUCCUCUUUGACCAGGUAUUAAACAUGGAACCUUACUGCUGCAGGGACACUCUCUCCUCUCUUGACAAAGAGACCUUUGUCUAUGACCUCUCGGCUGUGGUGAUGCAUCACGGGAAAGGGUUUGGCUCAGGACAUUACACGGCAUAUUGCUACAACACGGAGGGAGGGUUUUGGGUCCACUGCAAUGACUCCAAACUGAAUGUAUGUAGUGUGGAGGAGGUAUGCAAAACCCAGGCCUACAUUCUUUUUUAUACUCAAAGAACUGUGCAGGGGAAAGCAAGUAUCUCAGAAACACAACUUCAAGCUCAGGUGCCAUCCAAACACAAUGAUAAAGACAGAAGACUGACACUCCCCUGAAAGGAAGCAUUACUAUCUCAAUCAACUGGCUCAUUUUUAAAAAGUCUUUGGAGUUCAUUCAUCUUGACAGAUACAAAUACUGCUGCAGGAAUGAUUUGGAUCCACAGUCUGGAAAUGUGGGCCUCCUACUGUGUGCAACUCUGUUCUAUGAGAUUGUAGCAGAACAUCUAUUUUUUUUAAAGACGGGUGUAUUUGUAAACCCCUCCUUCCUCUAAACAAAACAAAGAGUAACAGCCUCCAUUGUCUAGGAUCAUUUAUCUUCUUUCAAAGAGAAAUCUCAUGUGGCAUGGAAAAGUAGGUGCAUCCAUCCUUCUGUGUACAACCAGGAAACAAAAGCCAUCAAACUGGCCAUAAAUAUAUUUAUUCCUCAGAAAUGAACAGGUACAGUAGAAUCCCAUUUAAUCCUUCCUCUCUUGUUUUGGUGAAUAGUUGUUGCACCUCGUGGUGUAAAUAACAUACCCAGUUAUUAUACCCCAUCCAUCUUUCUAACCCAGCAUAAUUUGGAUAGAUGGAGUUGUACUGUACUAAAACCUAUGCUAAGAUCUUUUUACGAUUUUUACAAAUGUGUUCACCACUCCUUCUUUGUUACUUUGUAUAACCCUACUGAAAAUGGACGUCCCCUUUUGCCCCCUGCAGUCAUUCCAGUUUUUUGGAAAUGAUUUCAGCUCUUCUUGUCUGUCCAAAAAGCUGAAGAGUAUGUCACCUGUUUCAAUUUGAAUCUGUGUUAGAAAUGACAAGGACAACUUUUCUUCCUCUUCUUUACCCUAUUUUAAUUUUCAGCAUCUGCUGAUAAGCUAAAGGGUUCCACCCAGACUUGUGCAAGAGAUCACGCAAGAGAUCUUCCCCACCUCUCCUCCCCACUGAAAAGCUGAGGGUCGAGGAUACCCUGAGGAAUGGCAUGGGAUGUGGUACAAGAGGCUAUAGUGGGAGGGAAGAAUCCCUGGAAACUGGAUGGAGGUGCUAUCCUCUGCCCAGUCUCCCCUCCCACCCUCUUGCUGCAGCCCCCUCCUGAGGAUCCCCCAACCCUCAGGAGCAUUUGGGCAGGGUGGGGUGGGGUUGACUGUAGUGGGGAUUGCAAAGAAGAUCCCUUGCAGAAGCUUUGUUCCACUUGUGCAAGUUUGCAACCCAAAACUUAGGUUGUGCUCUCUGUCCUCUAACAGGGAUUCCCAGAUGUUGACUACAACUCCCAGAAUCCCCAAGCAAAAGCCAUUGCAGCUGGGGAUUCUGGGAGUUGUAGUCAACAACAUCUGGGAAUUCCUGUUAGAAGGAACACUGCUCUCAAUCCAUAUUUUCCCGUGUAAUGAUUGCAGUUAUUUUGGAGUAGCCAUGACCUUUGAUAGCUUUCAUUAUGCAUUGGCUAUCUUGUGAAUCCACCCAGUUUCACAGUUGAGGAUUAGGUUUUCUGUAUUAAUGCGGGGUGAGGAGUCAUCUGCUGCUAUUGCAACAUAUCAACUCUUGUCCUAAGUGUAGUGCAACUUCAAGCAGAAAAGAAAUGAUCAGGUAUGUAGCAGCUGUCACACAGAUAAAGGAUGAUCAAGCCUUCACUAACCAUGUUUUGAAUAUCUUUCCCUCUGAAAUUACCAUCACUCUAGCAAAUUCUGCUUCCCAUUGUUUUUGGUAGUGGGGUGAAGGGGGAGAGUUCAGGGUUUCAUUUCAAAAGGGAUUCUCCCAGCCUUGAAUUACAAUAGAGUGUAUUCAUCCUAAUUCUCGUUUCCUACUCCCACUUCUUUCACUCUUACCUUGUUCACCCAGAACUUCAGAAACCCAAUUUGUACUAUGAGCUUGUGUGUUAUCACCACAGCUUACCUAGGACACAUGCACAUAAUCCCUUCAACAAUAUUUUAAAAUAUCAGUAUGCUAUCUAUGGUGGCUAGGGUUACAGCUGUUGUUGACUUCUUUGAUUACUACUAUUGUAGCUCUAGCAGGGAAAGCAUCCUUAGAAAACACAGAUUUCUGUGCGACUGAACAACUUGCUGCUGUUGAACUCCAAAACAAUGAUUGGUAGCAAAUCACAAAAUUCCACAUUGUUCACUUAUGAGAAGUAAAGCACAUGAAACAUAUAUAAUUUUUGCUAGGUUUGUAACUUGGCUUAGAGGGCUGCUUUCUUUUUUUUGGCGGGGGGGGGGCACCAUUUUAUCAAGAAUUAUAACCAGAUCCCUAAUUGUUCAUAAGAAAUGGACCAGCUUAAAAAAAAACUUGCAGAAAUAGGUGCAGCCUCAUUGCAAAGCUAAUGGAGUUUGAUUCUGACCCAGUUGCUAGAGCUGCUGAGCUUCAUACAAUAUAGUACAUCUAGUAUUGCAGUUGUAAUGAUUAGAUAUUGGUGUUUUUCUGCCACUGCGAUCUUUUUAUGAGAGCAACACACAUUACUCCAAGGAACAUUUUUCAGAGAAGAGCACAGGCAAUUUCACACAACCAUCAGGCCCCAAUGACUACUUGAAAGUCCUGCAGAUGCUGGCUUCUGCUUAUGGGCAGCUUGUCGGGAACACUCCUUGCCAUACAGAGAAUUCCGCUUUCAACAUUCAUUGGUAAAUGCUGGGGAAAAUAACUUUUUGCACUUGUUUGCCACAGCCAAAUUCUAGCACAGUGGUGGGUACCCAUAACCAACUUCACUUCAAAAAAAUGGGCAGGGAUCUGGGAUGCACAGAAUUUUCAAGUGCUUUCCUGGUGGCUACCAUGAGCCCAUCUUCCUAAUUCUAUCAGUCGCUUCAUGGCAAAAGUCAUUGGUAAAAGAAGGGAAGCUACAAAAAUCUAAGGGCUUGUCCGGACAACAGCAGCUUCCUGCUAUUGUACUAAACUGGAAAGGGAGAAGAAAGGUAGGAUGAGGUGUUUGCACAAAGCUGCUGCUGACUAGGACUGUGCCACAUGUUCUAAUUCUACUAGGAUCCUAACCUACUGUUUAGACUAGCCAGGACUGGCAAACUCUACAUGUAGCUUACAAGGGUUGGGUGCACACAAAAUUCGCACAUCCGACAUUCCAGAAAACCCUCCAUCCUCAAGCAUCUUUAAUAAUCAGUUCAGUUAAUGAAGGUCAACUGUUAUAGUCACUAUCUGAUAGCAGACAUUAUGAUUAACCAGCUUACAUGAUGUGCAGUGUCACAUCUCCUUAGCACUCUCCCCUCCCCUCCCCAAGGCUGUUGCAGACUUCUAAGUAGCCCUGAUGCUGCUCUGAGCGAGUGGUUGUGCAGGCAGCAGUUGUGCACAACUGCAAUUUUCCCUGUUCACUGCAAUGAGGAAAACUCCGGUAGUGCUGCUUGUGCAACUGCUUGUUCCAAGCAGCAUCGAGGCUGCUUAGAAGUUUGCAGAAGCCCCAGGGUGGAGCGUUACAGAAAGGUAACACUGCAUAUCACGUAAGCUGCUGUGGAAGCAGGUUUACUAAUCGGCUUGCCAACUGACCAGAGGGCAGGGGGAAAUGGCCUAAUUGCUCAUUAACAGCAACUUGUUGUAUAGAUGCCAGCAGGUACAUAGCAUUAGAUUUCACCUGCUAUUGUCUGCAUAUCAAGUUGCUAUUAAAGGCACAGGAGCAGAACCUGGGAAAAAUUGUUGGCAACUCUACUCUUCAUAUAUUAUUUUUAUAUUGAUGAGUAUUGUAUCCAUAUUUGAGUUACAAUAGGAACAACUCAUACCCCCACCCCAUCCCCCUGUAUCAGUAGCCAUGAAUGCUUCAUAUUUCCCAAGCAUAUUUGGCCGGUAGUAGCCUCUCAUGUGAAAAGUAGAAUGCCAUGAGAUGUGGGAAAACAUGCAGAUUAAAAUUACCUUGAUAAGGAAGGAAGUAACUGUACUUUGAAUUAAGCUUGCUGUUUCCAACACUGUGAGGUUUCUGUAAUAAUUAGCUUUUAUUUGGAAGCGAUAGCGUAUAGCAUUUUUUUAUGCUCUUUCUUUUUAUAUCUGUCUACUGCAAGCAAUGCUCUUGCUGUGCUGUACACUGUUUUAAAGUGUCCUGGUUGGCAGAAAAUGUAAUUACAGUUGACUCUUCCUGAUAGUUUUGUAUCUUGCCAUUAUAAUGGAAGCCUGACAGUAAGAAAUUGGAUAGCAUGUCUUCCCAUGUUAACUUUCCUUGCCACAUUCAACUUUUAUGUUUGUGUAUAUGUUAAAUGAAGGCUAAUAGAUCAUCCCUGAUCCUGACAACAUUAUCACUGAGCAGUUCAUCCAAGUCUCCGUAUGCUUAGUAUGGACCACAAACACAUCCACAGCUGUUAAUCCAUGGAAGUAAUUCCAUUCACCUUAAGGCUUCAGCCAAAAAGCAUGCUUACUAGGAAGCAAGCCCCAUUGAGACUUAUUUCUGAGUUAAUGUGUUUGAGAUCAGGCUGUAAACCUACACACAAGAGUAAAGUGCAUUUUACUUCAACUACAUUUUAAAAGCAACAACUUCUCUCUCCCUGGAAACUGGAUGGAGGCUCUCUCUCCUCUGCCUGGUUUCCAGUCUCCCACUCUUCUGCUGCAGCCUACUCCCGAGGAUCCUGCAACCCUUAGGAGCAGCUGGGGGUGGGUUUGGGACUGCUGUUCUAUGCAUAUAACAAAAACUCAUCACAAAAAAUCAGGCUGGGUGGAGAGCAAUUAAAUACAGUACGCACUGUUCAUGAAAAUGAGUCUAAGGUAGCAAAGGAUUUAUUAAUUCGAUGUAAUUAUUAGAGGUCUCUGCAGUCUGUGAAAGUGCAAACAACCACUGUCCAAAACUAUGGAAUAGUGACUAACUUCUCAUCCAGCUUUUUGGAGCACUUUUCAUUAUUUCUCGCUCUCUCUCUCCCACUGAAGACAAAACUACACAUUAUCCUUGAUGCAGGAGUGCCAUAAAAAUGGCAUCCCCUUGUUUAAUUAUCUCCUUCCUCCCAUUACCUGUAGGUACCUAUAUUGUGACAUAAUCACAUUGGUCAAAGUGUAUGUGUAGCAAAGGAAGCAUGUGUGCAUUUUCUACAUUCCAGAGUAAAGUAGCGUGAGUGCUCAGGUGGAAAAAAGGAUUUUUGCUAAUCUCUCCUUCCCUCUGAAGUGCUCGGGGACAAAAAGUAUGUCCCUGAGGACUGCAUGACCAUCAGGAACUUAUUAUUGGUAGUCACAGAGUGCUUCAGAGGAGAAGGGAGAUUGGAGAAAAUCACUUUUGGCAUAAGCACCGAUGCUGCUUUAUUCUGGAACACAGCAAAUAUGCACUGCUUCUUUUGCUGCAAAUGCACUUCAUUAGUCAGGAUGUCAGCCAGUGUGUAUUUCCUUGUCCCCAACAGUGAGAAGUUGCAUGUGACGAUGUCAUAAGAUGGAUGUGCCUAAAUGUUGCUGGUGCAGAAGAAGCUGACACGGGGAUAAUGGCUGACAUACUGCACAACAUUCUGUAUGACUUGCCGAAAUGUGUGCACAGUUGUGCAAGAGUGCUCUUGUGUAAAACACAAUAAUUGUGCAAACACAGUUGCAUGAUGGUACGCCACACAUUUCAUUACAAGGCAUGGUGAACACUGCACAUUAUGUCAAACAUAUUUCAUCCUGAAUCUCUGCAGCUGGACAGAGGGGGCAUCUUUGAGAACCAUCCUCGUGUUUAUCAAAAUAAAGCCACAGGAGUACACAGACCCAUUUAUUCAUUUGUGCUUAUAUAUGGCAUUUUAAAAUAUAAUUUCAACCAGCAUCAUCUAAUUACUUUGAAUGUGUGGGGAAAGGAAAAUAAUUUAAUGGAAUCCUCUUAUAUUUGAGGCCUGCUGCAAGAGUUGGGAAAAUAUUAACUGAUUUUACAAAGUGAGUAAGUGAAUUAGAACAUUGUCCCAACAAACUACUCUAUUGUGCAGAUUUUUUUAAAAUUACAUUCAUAUUAGAAGUACGUCUUUGUCCACUUCAGGGAAACCAUAACAUACCCACAAGUUAAAAUGUACAAAUAAAAUUGGUGUUAAAUGUGUCCUAUGGACUCACUCACAGGGAGACCUUUGAAAGCAUACAUAUUGUCUCCUUGAUAUAGAGAAGGCCUCAUUCUGAUUGUAAAGUUCCAUUAGAUUCUGAAUAUGCUUUGUGUGCCAGGUAUGUCUGAUGAGAGAAAAAAUGAGCAAGUUUUGAAUGUCUGCAAAAUACCCCCAACAUGUUCCAGCAGUAUUGCCGAUUGAAAGUAAUUUGUAUGAGUGGAAUCAGAGUUGGGAUGGGAUUAGUUCUGCCUACCGAUAAAGCUUUGUGAACAAUUUUUUUAAAGAUGAAAACAAUUGGUGCCUUGUAUCUAAUUACAUUUUGCAUGGGACACAUGUUUUAAGUUUCCCCCCUUCCCAGAUCUGUACUUUACUUUACAAUACUUGAGUAGCAUUGGCUUUUUUACACUUCAUAUCUGUAUGUCAAUGGGAAAAAUGGUUCCUACCAGCAAUUUGAUGUAUUUUACUGUGUCUAAAGACUGUAUUUCUAAUAAUGCAGAUUAUUUGCUCAAAGUAGAUAAUUUUGGGUUUUUUGUGUUAAA
This is a messenger RNA of Hemicordylus capensis (graceful crag lizard), 8843 nucleotides long. RefSeq names its product ubiquitin specific peptidase 49 (gene USP49). The transcript is spliced from 7 exons. Gene Ontology annotation, cellular component: cytoplasm. Gene Ontology annotation, molecular function: zinc ion binding; cysteine-type deubiquitinase activity. Gene Ontology annotation, biological process: protein deubiquitination. The record is from RefSeq and is a predicted model, not a curated record. The coding region runs from base 341 to 2434 and encodes 697 amino acids. NCBI's taxonomy places the organism in Eukaryota, Metazoa, Chordata, Lepidosauria, Squamata, Cordylidae.